AGGGCGGCUCGUUUUGUCUCAGCAAGGAGGGGACUGUAUACCAGACGGGGUGGAGUGAUACAUCGCCUAGCCCCUCUCCGUGCAGACGGCGUUGUGUCCCGUUUGCCUAGAGCUGGGAGAAUACUGUAUCGCAAGUAGGCCUAUAGCAGACAGAGAGAGGGGCCGGUCUAUGGGAGGGACUAGCGCAGAGGGAGAAUUGGAAGGAGGAGGGGGCGGGGAGGCGGCACGGGUGCUGUUUCUCCAGUCUCUUUCCCCUGUCUUUGUCUCACACUCUUUUGUUAGCCAUGCCUAGCCUGCUGGUUCUAGCAGGGAUCAUGGAGAAAAAUGGGGGCUACGGCGGGGAUAUAGCCGGGUUCGGAAGCGAAGGUCUCCUGGUGCCACCCGACGAGGAAGAAGAUGACUCCCGUGCCCUGAGGGUCGCGCUGGGCCAGCUGUCUCUACUGGGGCUUGGUGAAGGCGAGGACGGUGGCGGGGCUCCUGGAACGGGAGUACAGGAUCGGAGUAACAAUAACAAUAACCAUCACAACCAUACCAAUAAUAUUGGCGGAGGUGGUGGUGACACAGGGCUUUUGCAAGGGAAGAACAAGUUAUGUGUCCUGUACGAGGGUUCAAGUGAGACGAAAGGACGAGGCUGCAACAUAACAGAAUGCGUCCCCGUGCCCAGCUCAGAACAUGUGGCCGAAAUAGUGGGGAGACAAGGUUGCAAGAUCAAAGCCUUGCGGGCCAAGACCAACACCUACAUCAAGACCCCUGUGAGGGGUGAGGAGCCUGUGUUUCUCAUCACGGGCCGAAAGGAGGAUGUGGCCCUGGCCCGGCGCGAGAUCAUCUCUGCCGCCGAGCACUUCUCCAUGCUCCGAGCGUCCCGCAACAAGCUUGGCGUGUCCUUCAGCGGUUCCCCGCCUGCGCCCCUGCCAGGCCAGACCACCAUCCAGGUGAGGGUGCCCUACCGCGUGGUGGGGCUGGUGGUGGGGCCCAAGGGUUCCACCAUCAAACGCAUCCAACAGCAAACCUGCACCUACAUUGUCACCCCUAGCCGAGACCGUGACCCUGUCUUCGAGAUCACGGGAUCACCCAGCAAUGCCGAGAGGGCCCGUGAGGAGAUCGAGGCGCACAUCGCAUUCCGAACGGGAGGUCUGCACGACCACAACAACGAGAAUGACUGCCUGGGGCCGGAAGGCGGCAGCCCAGUAGGCUCCGGGGGUCUGGAGAGCCGCCUGCAGCAGGUGUGGGGUCUGCAGGGGGGCCAGCGCAAGCCAUUGACCAGUAGCUUCCGCCAGAACUUCUCAGAUGCCAUGGUUGGAGGAGGGGAAGGAGGUGGGGUAAUCUUCAGCAAGGGCAACUUCAACAGCCCUGGAGAGAAGCCCUGCUCCUACUUUGGCUCAGAGGGCACCCAGAGUUGGGGAGACCCAGACUACCCAAAACAGGUGGCCUUCUAUGCCCAGCAGCGCUCCAAGAGCUUUGGAGGCCUGCCCCUGCCCCUGACCAGACUCUCUCCAGGCCUUUCUGACCCCUGUGGCGGGAACAACGGCAACUCCUCGGGCACCAGCAUCACUAUUCUGUCUGGCUCGCCUCAUGCCCAGGCCCGUCGUGCCCACAGCGAGCCAACCUCGGGCGUGGGGUUCCCUGGACGCCUCCCUGUACCGGACUCACCACCGGCCAUCCUCCGGGACUGCAUGACCUGCUUCGAGAGCAAAGUGACGGCCGCCCUGGUGCCCUGCGGCCACAACCUCUUCUGCAUGGAGUGUGCCAUCCGCAUCUGUGAGCUCAACCAUCCAGAGUGCCCGGUGUGCCACACCCUGGUCUCUCAGGCUAUCCGAAUAUUCUCCUAAAAAAACACCACGUCAGUUUUUAUCAUUCGUUUUAUCACAGUGUUUGUUUGACAAUUAUUUACUGUUAUUAUUAUGAUUAUUAUUAUUAUUAUUAUACUUUUCUUUUCUCAGAAAAUUUUAAACAAACAAGCAGAUAUUUUAGAAGGCACUGCUUGCUUUACUAAAAAGUAUAAGAAAUAUUUUGAAUUUUUUCUUUUAUAUAUAUAUAUAUAUAUAUACAUAUAUAUUUUAUAAAAGUUUUGUUUAUAAGAAAAGUAUAGUACCUAGCAUUUUUUCAGUUUUUUUUUACUGCUGCUGUUUUUCAUUCACGAAUCACAGUGUGGGCGGAGUAGAUAGGAACGUGAACAUUUUACGAUUCAGAUUUAUUUUACCAUGAAGUGGUUUUAUAUGGAGGAAAGGAAGGAGGUGAUCAUUGAGGUUCAGUUUAACUCCCUGGUAUCUUAUCUGUACCUGAAUGAUAUGGGAGGUCAAAAUCAAACAGAAGGAAAAAUAUUGAAUCUUUCAUUGCACCUUACAAUCGUCUUAGUUUUGGAUAGUCAGAUUAAUGAUUGUCAAUCAUCCAGAAAAAUUACGUAGCUGAUGAAAAGGUAAAUCCCCCAAUGUGGCGACAACAAAAAAAUGCAACAAACUGUGAUAUUGUCAUUGAAAGUCUAAAUUUGUUCCAAUCGAAGGACAGACUAUUCCAUCAUUGUCACCUUUCUGACAUUUGUAUCCCUUUACAAGCUCGUGGUUAUACCUGGUAGUCCUCCCUAAACACCUGUAAGAAUGGUAACAUAUAGGACAGAAUAGCAGACAAACGCCUUUCUUUAUGCAGAUAUGUUUUAUAGAUUUUGUUUUUCACUAAGAGGUGAAUGAAUGCUACACAUUUGUAUUGCUGAAAUGUUGACUUCUGUUACACCUUGAAUAUCACUGCAGUUUGGUGAAAAGUUUCAGCGAUGCCUGAUCCUCGUGGCACUUGAAAAGCAUGUUUCUUUCGCCGGUGUUAAGCACUGAUUUCAUUUGUGAGGCCAAAAGCCUUGGAAUUCUUCCAGUUGGCUAAUUUGGGAGAUCCGUCUCCCCGACGGACUAGUUUCAAAGCCAACUAAUACCCACUUUAUUGUCUUAUGUGGUAAUUUAGCUGUUGUCUGAACGAUGUAGGACAAAAACGAGAGUCGCUUUUGACAGGCAUCUCUCUGAGGUUUGCGCAGUUAGAGCGUCAGCCAUUAGAGUGGACAGAAGCUGAGGAAAACAUUGAGCUGUUCUCUGAAUUGGUAAUAGAGUGUGCCUAAAUGGGCGAAAAGCUCCUAGAAUACAGUACCACCAUCCACAGAGCUCCCUCGCCACCCCCGUCCAGCAGCUUUGUAUUUUAGCUCAGAGGCCUAUAAUUAUCAGAGCUGUGCAGGAGCAGGUGUUUAAUAGCGCACUGUGGAUCUGACCUCAACUUGGAGGUCUUUUUUAGCCCCCUCUUUUUCUAUUUUCUUUGGGAGUGCACCCCCCCCGCUUACUGUUCGAUAGUUGGCUAUUGAGGGUAGUAAUGACUGCAGCCGACCCACAAUGCAUUGCCUCCCUGUGUGGGGCGUAUUGUCUAUGCCCAGUGGUGGCGUGGGCCUGGAGUGCUCGGACACGGUCCGGAGAGACUCAUUGAUAAUUAGGCAAAUUGUCCGGUCCAGGUGCGGACCGUGCGGGGGACCCUGGUGCUGACCGCCCCAUCCCUCUGUCACAGGCACAGAAGGUCCAGUCUGGGUGCAGCUGGGCGAAUGGGACCCCUCCUUCCGUAUCCCCCUCCCUCUUUCCUUCUCUGCUGCUCUGAGCUAUCCCUACUGGGGAGAGGGGCCUCCUUUGUCCCAACACUCAGGAAAAAAGCAGCAUUUGAAAGAAAGAGACCAACUGAACAGGCUGCCAGCUCUGAAAUGAGAGUGAGGGGACUUUGGAGAAAGAAAGGAUAUCUACAGUGUCAGUAGAUACAGUAAUUACCAGGUGUAACAUUCUGACACACAGAUCCAAUUCUUUGAAAUUUCCCAAUGAACUAGAUGUCUCCAUGUGUUCUCAAUAAGAUAAGGGUAUGAAAACAUGCAGACAUAUAUCAUUUAAGAGUACGAGGAGUCUGAUCACUUGGAGUUCAUCACCCCAUCCCAAUUUGGAUGGAGGCCUUUGUGACAGAGAGCGAGUGCAGAUCGAAGUUUCCAUAGAGAGCCCCCCCCCCCUUAUCUCCCGUCUGUAUGGGACAUCCUGCAGCUGCCCACUCACCACAAACACACAGGCUUAGCCAAUGGCAGGCUAGCACUGGGCCUUCAGAAUGAAAUCAGACGAUUGUAAUUGACAGGAAAGCGGAGGAAACGCCCCAUUUAGCCACCGCUCAUGCUGAAUCAAAUUACACACCCUUUGCCUCUGCCUUAGCCCCAGCCUGGGGAUUUCAGAGGGAGGGAGGGUGGAUUAGAGCCGUUGGAGGAUAAGAGGGAGGCUUUUGGAGGUGGAGAGAGAGAAGGCUGCUCCCAAAGAAAAGAGAACCUGCAGAUCUAGUCUUUGUGAGAGGGGUCAUUUGUGUGUCUUCAGUGAAGGGGUAGUUAGAAGGCUGCUGCCUCAUGUUUGCUGGUGGUGGCAGGUGAACAAGGACAUGCUGGUGAUUCAGCUGGUCUCCCACUAACACUGCAUAAGAUCGCUCUAUUGCGUUUUUUCAGGAGAACACUUUUGCUCAACUUCUGUCCAUCAAAAUAUGAUGAAUAGUUACAAUAGACUGUUGUCCCUAGUCUAGGCAGCAACAGAGCCCCCCUUUCCCCCAUUGUAUUGUCAGCAGACCACUCCUGUUGUCCGUGGACUGUGAAGAAAUUGUACUUUCAGAGUAUCUAAAUUCUAUUACAUAUAUAGAAAUUAAUUGACUAUUUAUGAAUGGGGAGAACUGCACAGUGGUUUGGUCUGAACUUUCAAUGACAAUUUCAAGGCAGUAUAACGCUGUUAAAUGAAUAUAGUAUUUUCUAUUCUUUUUUUAUUUUAUUUUAAGCCUUAAUAUUUUGUAUUAAAAUAUUAAUAUUGCUUUCACUUUGGCAUGAACGUUUAGUGACAUACAGUAGGCCUUCAAUAGUAUUGCCCCUUAAGAAAAACUUUCACGUAACUAUUUGUCAGAAAAGAAUGUGAAUCAACCGGGUUGGUUGGGAUUAAAUGGAAUUGGGAAAUUAGGCUCAUAAAGACUUUACAUUGAAAUAUAGAGUAAAGCACCUUAUGAGAAAACACCUAUAAUUAAUACCAAACUGACCACUGAUGGUGAAUAUUUCUUCAUAGAUUUUGAAAUACAUGCACAUAAGGUUUCCCUAUCAUGUUUUUAUAAUAUACUUAUUGUUAUUCCUUGUAGUAGUGGUAUUAUGGGAGACCUCUCAUCCAUUCAGUCAGUACUGAUGACUUGGUUGAGUUUGCACUGGUUUAAUGUAGAGGGCUUUUUAGAGAGUCUCACUGUUUUAGAGGCUGUGGGAGAAAUUUGCAUUGUGCUUUAUGAGAAAGGAUUCUGCGCAUCUGUGUAUAUAUAUAUAUAUCAGUAAUUUACGUCCAGUCAAAUGCCUGCUAUAUAAGUGGGAAAUUGAUUAUUUUUACAACGUAUCCUUUUGAAUUUGUUUGUUUAUGGACUUUGAAGAUCACUUUGAUUGAUAUAUAUAUA
Molecule: messenger RNA, 5454 nt
Organism: Salmo salar (Atlantic salmon)
Lineage: Eukaryota; Metazoa; Chordata; Actinopteri; Salmoniformes; Salmonidae
Product: RNA-binding protein MEX3A-like
Molecular function (GO): RNA binding
Source: RefSeq, a predicted model, not a curated record